Dunckerocampus dactyliophorus (ringed pipefish) is the source of this 2524-nucleotide messenger RNA. It is a transcript of the gene adam28, whose product is annotated as ADAM metallopeptidase domain 28. The record is from RefSeq and is a predicted model, not a curated record. The transcript has 19 exons. Gene Ontology annotation, cellular component: plasma membrane. Bases 89 to 2185 code for a protein of 698 amino acids. Gene Ontology annotation, biological process: proteolysis. Gene Ontology annotation, molecular function: metalloendopeptidase activity. NCBI's taxonomy places the organism in Eukaryota, Metazoa, Chordata, Actinopteri, Syngnathiformes, Syngnathidae.
GCAAGAACGUAGCAGAAACACCACAUGCAGGUGGAGAAUUUAAGGCUUGACAAGAGAUAUCUGCUCUGUUACAGCCUACAGUGCUACCAUGACACGUACACUUUUGUUGUGGUUCCUCAUCCUAAAUGCCUCAUUCAAGCUCUCAGACAGCCAUGCUCCUGCCUUUGGAGAGGGGGAGGACUAUGAGAUUGUUAGACCCGUUAGACUUCACUCUGUCAGAAGAAGACACACAGAGAACUUCAGGCCAGAGACGAUGAAGUAUGCCAUGACGUUUGGAGGAUCAGACCAUGAAAUAGUUUUGCAAAAAAACACUGACUUACUCGCCAAAGACUACACUGAGACUUAUUACCAAGAAGAUGGAGCACGAGUCACCACGACUCCAAAUGAUAUUGAUCAUUGCUACUACCAUGGCACGAUCGUGAAUGACAGUGCAUCGUCAGUGAGCAUCAGCACUUGUGAUGGACUUAGGGGUUAUAUACGGACCUCCGCCCAGAAGUACCUGAUUGAGCCCCUCUCUGGUGAUGAUGAGGGGGAUCAUGCUGUGGUGAAGUUCAACGAAAAGGAUUACACACCUGCAGUGUGUGGCGUCACCAACACCACGUGGGACACAGAUUUUGAGCCCCCAACAAGCCGUAGUCGCUCCAGAUCAGGGGGUAUAUCUAUUUUUCAGCAACAGAAGUACAUCAAGCUUGUCCUUGUUGCUGAUAACCGUGAGUACGUGAAGAUGAAGCGGGAUCAAACAGAGCUGAGGAAGAGGAUAUUUGAAAUCGUUAACUUUGCCAACAUGGUAUACAAGCCCCUGAGGACCUUCAUUGCUCUUGUUGGUUUGGAGAUCUGGUCAAACAGUGACUUGAUCUCCAUCACUCCUCCGGCUGGAGCAAACCUCAAUGCUUUCAUGACGUGGAGGAAUUCUGAGCUGGCCAAGAGAAUAAAACACGACAAUGCUCAUCUUAUCAGUGGUAUUGACUUUGAAGGAGCAACUGUGGGACUGGCAUACAUUGGGACUCUGUGUUCAGACCACUCUGUUGGGGUAGUGCAGGACCACAAUAAUCGGGCAAUCGCUGUGGGGGCCACGCUGGCCCAUGAGAUGGGCCAUAAUCUGGGCAUGAAUCAUGAUGAUUCUAGCGCUUGUGCUUGUUCUGGUGAUAGCUGCAUUAUGGCUGCAGCCCUCAGCUGGGAUGUCCCACGCUCUUUCAGCAGCUGCAGCAGCAGUCAUUAUGAACGAUACUUGACCGGCCGCACCCCUUCAUGUCUGCUAGAUGAGCCCGACCACAUGAGUCUGGUGUCUCCCGCUGUCUGUGGGAAUGGUUUUGUGGAAAAAGGCGAGCAGUGCGACUGCGGCAUUGAAAAGGAGUGCACCAACCCAUGCUGCAACGCCACCACAUGCACCCUCAGUGAGGGAUCCCAGUGUGCUGCAGGGGAGUGCUGUGAGAAGUGUAAGAUCCUACCUCGAUCCCACCAGUGUCGAAGUAAGCAGGACGAGUGUGAUCUAGCCGAGUACUGUGAUGGAGAGCGCGCCACGUGCCCUGAGGAUGUCUUCAGUGUGAACGGUGUCCCGUGCGAUGAAGGUUCUGGUUAUUGUUACAAUGGCCAGUGUCCAAAACGAUCAGACCAAUGCAUCAAAAUGUACGGCGCAAGUGCCAUAGAGGCCAGGUCUUCCUGCUACAACCACAAUACCAGAGGAACUUACUAUGCCUUCUGCAAACGUCCCUCCAAUGCACAGUACAUCCCCUGCCAGAAAGAAGAUGUGUUCUGCGGGAAGCUCUUUUGUCACAAUGGUAACCCCAGCCCAAACUAUGGCCGCAUGGUGAGGGUGGGUGACUGCAAGGCAUCGUUUUUUGGAGACUACACCAAAGACUAUGGCCAAGUAGACACUGGGACCAAAUGUGGGGAAGGAAAGGUGUGCAGCCAGAAUGAAUGUGUGGAUCUUCCAACUGCUUACAAAAUCACAAACUGCUCAGCAAAAUGCUCCGGCCAUGCGGUAUGUAAUCACAGAAGUGAGUGUCAGUGUGAGCCCGGCUGGUUGCCUCCCUCAUGCGAUGCCACGGACAGGGCCUUCCGCUCCGUCUCGGAUGGAGCGACCGCUGCCAUCGCAGUCAUCACAGUACUUGUGAUUUUGGGGGUCAUCGUCGCCAUUUUGGGGAUCCUCUGGAAAAAACGACAGAGUUCCAUGUUGCCGACGUAACUAAUCACCAAAGCUUUUAGCGAACAGAACGUGUGGAUGUCACAGACAAGACCAUAAAGGUUGUUUUGGUUUUUUGACAGGAAACAGUCAUGACAUUCUCAUUGCAAUGCUGUCUGAGACACACGGGUGUUUACAUGUCAUAUCCUCGCUUGAGUCAAGCACGACUUGUUGUUUUUAAAUUCCAUUUUAUAUGCUUUGUAUUCUGUCACAAGUACUGUUCCAUUUCAUUGCCAAUGACUGCACCUUUUAAACAGUAUUGAGUGAUUGCAGUUGCUUUUAAAAUGAAAAAUAUAUAUUUAUACAUUUUUGUCUUUUUCUGAAUAAAGCUUCUCGACUGAA